UGGCCGUCACACCAGCCUGCCGUUCCUCAGACCUCCUCUCACCACUGCUCUGCUCACACUGGGAAAAGCUCAUCAGAGUGCAAUGAUCGGAAAUGGACUAGUCCUUCAGAACCUCCUUCAUAUGCAGCUCGCCCAGCAACAGCUUCUUCACAUCAAAGACAAGCGCGUCAGCAGCGUCUCCAGUCUUCUCGGGGACCCGUCCAAACUGCUGAUGCAGAAAGCCUUGUCUCUGCGACCUCCGGGCCUCAUACCUCUGGGGAAAGGCCUUCUGGGAGAUUCUCCUACAGAGUUAGGUCCAGAGUCUCUUCCGGUGUCUACCAACGCCACAGUAGUGGUAUCAUCCUCGGGGGUCAUGCCUUUCCUCCAGUGUCGAGCUGCAGGAGGAGAACCAAACCUCACCCAUGCUCUGUCCGCCAACCCCAUCGCCUCCUCCGCUGCCUCCUCCUCCUCCUCUUCCACCUCCAUCUCCUGUGACAGGCAGCCAGCACCUCCUGGGACCUUGGUGAGCUUACAGCCGCAGGGACAGGGCUAUUCCUUGGGUAUAAGUAACUCAGGCCUGGGCCCACCUCCACCUAAACCUCCUGGAGGGAUUUACACAUCAACAGGCCAACACGGCAGCUCAGAUGGAUGCCCGCUGGCCAACAUGGUAAACAGUGGUCAGAGUUCUUUGCUUGGAGAUCCCCCGAAAGAAGUCCGACUGCCCUCCAAUCCUUACCUGAACUUGGCCAGUGUGAUGCCAGGGGUGGUCCUGCAAGGUUCAGUGGGGAGUAAAGCCCAGGGAGGACAAUCAGGCUCGGGCGUGUACGGCAGCACCGCGCCUCCCGUCGCCUCCCAGGGCUCGGGAUCCUUCUCCCACAGCACAACGGCGACAACCACCGCCCCAUACAGCACCGACACCUCCACGGACUACAGCCAGUACAACCAGGCGUACACACAGGAGGCCAUGCAGCAGUGGUACCAGCACUACCAGGCAGCACAAGCUCAUACCUACAACACUGCAGCGCCACAAGACAACAACAACACCGAGUACGGCAAGGAGCACACACAGGCUCCACCUGUGUCCUCAUAUGGAGACUACAGUUCCUACAUGCAGGCUGUGACUCAGUACUACUCCCAACCUGCAACGGCAAACCAGGCCUAUGCCAACAAGGAGGUCGAUGUGUGUAAACCUCUGGGCGUGUCUCUUCACGCCGUCAGUAACGGGGCCCCUCCUCCCCCCGCCGUCCUCCCGGCCGCCGCCGUGCUCCCGGCCUACAGCACACUGCCAUUAAUGCCCGGCUUCCUCGGAGCACCACACCCGGCGGCCGCCGCACCAGGCCCCGUCACACACGCACACACCGCCGCCACCGACUGGAACACCUACUACUAUAACCAGACACGGGGUCACAAGCGGGAGUAUCCUCAGUUGGCGGUGCAGGAAGUGACAUCAUCGGACGGCGCCUACAUCGGGCAGCACUCCCAAGGCCUGGGCGGUCAGUACGCCGACUACUUUAAGAGGAAGAGGCUCUAGUAUCAACCAAACCACCUUAAAGCCUAACGCUUAGAGAGGGAGCCGCUCACAGUCCGGCGUCUCCUGGAUGUCACAGCUCCCUCUAGUGGCCUUUCUGUGGCGGCCAUUUUGCAUCCCUUCAAGUAGGUGUUGAGUUUUGUAGAAUUUCGGGUUGCAAAUGGCGCAAAGUGAAAGCAAGCCAUAGUGCUCUUUGAUAUUGGCACUUGUGUAAACACUUAAACACAAACAUAGUGUUGCUUUUGUCCUGUUCAAGCCUUAACUCUUUAUCCUAAACUGUUGUUUCUCAGCCAGUGUGUGUGUCCACUGUACAAAAUAUCACCUUGUACAUUUUUUUUUUUUUCUAGUGUAAUGUAAACUACAGAGUGUCGUAUGUGUACGUAGAAGCUGCUUUCCUAUUCGCUGCCAGGCUCAGAUCUGCCUCGAGGCUGAUCUUACGGUCAUCUCCCGUCUAGUGUUUUCCCUCCUCGCGCUUUGAUUCGUCGGUCCCACUCACAUCCGUUUGUUCCCGCUUCAGUGUUUUGUCUUUGGUUUUUUUCUCUCGUUUCCUUUCAUCGGCCCGGUUUCUCCUUUUAUAUCUGUGGCGUUUGGAGUGCUAGCUCGUGCGUCGUCCACCGGUGUGUGUGUGUGUAUGUGUGUGUUUGUCGUUCCGUGUGUUGUCGAUAUGCUGUAUCCGUAGGAAGUGUCAGCCAUUUCAAUCCCAACGUUGGGAGCACAUCAGGAAAAAAAAAAACGGGGCCUGAAACAAUCAAAGCCCUUAAUUGUGGUGAUUCACAAUAGCUUCCCUCAGUUGAGUUUGCUUUUAACAGCCAACGAAUGGACCUUUCUUCUAAAGACUGGACGAACAAAAUAAAGGCUGGUGUAUAUACCGUGUAAAACAGAAUAUAUAAAGCCAUGCAUAACAUACAAUAUCAUAUAUAAUGGAUAUUCUAGUGGCUCUUUUGCCAGCGUUUUGUUUGACAUGAAUGAAAGGAAAACAUUUACGAUGUCUUUUGAGUUUUUUUUAUUUCAAUCUGAACUGUUAUAUAUUUGUAAUAUAAUACUAUUUCAAGGCAACUGAAGUCACUUAUUGAACUGAAUUGUAUGAAUUUUAAUGUAAUUAUCUGGUUUGGCUGCCAUUAUUUUAAUAUUAAGCCAAAUGUUAGGGCACAGCUCUCUCCUCUUCUCUCCAUUCAGUUCAGAAUGUAGAAUUUUUUUGUGUGUGUUGCAUAAUAGUUUUUUCCACAAUAUCUUUUUAGACGUUUUAUAAUUUUCCAGAAUCAAACUUUUUUUUGCUCAUGCAACUAACUGUGCAUGUCUUUUUCACGAGGUGCAAACAAUCACUUGCAUCUUAAUUUCCUAAUAUAA
Messenger RNA from Sphaeramia orbicularis (orbiculate cardinalfish), 2854 nucleotides. Its product is annotated as ribonucleoprotein PTB-binding 1-like. The coding region runs from base 83 to 1510 and encodes 475 amino acids. The record is from RefSeq and is a predicted model, not a curated record. Lineage: Eukaryota; Metazoa; Chordata; Actinopteri; Kurtiformes; Apogonidae. The transcript is spliced from 10 exons.